Molecule: messenger RNA, 5998 nt
Organism: Plectropomus leopardus (leopard coralgrouper)
Lineage: Eukaryota; Metazoa; Chordata; Actinopteri; Perciformes; Serranidae
Source: RefSeq, a predicted model, not a curated record
AGGACAGCACAGUCAGAGUUUGAUGGUUCACCUUUCCUCUGCUGUUUAUCUCAUAACGAUAGAUCAAUGGAUAUUUUACCUCUCCUGUGUCUUGUCUCUGCAGCCUUUACAGGUUUAACCAAAGGAGUUGGUGUGUUGCAAGACAGUCAGUUUGCAGCUGUGGGAGAAACAGUGAUGUUCACCACAACACUGACUCCACCAGAACAACCAUUUCUAACAGUGGGCUGGCAAUUUGAUGGUAGAAAUAUAAUCUCUUUUAGUGGCAAAAACGCAACUGGCCCAGAGUAUGAAGGCAGGAUCACCCUCUUCAUGUCUACUGGAUCUCUGGAGCUCAGAAACGUGGCUCUAAAUGACAGCGGAGAAUACAGCGUUAGCAUUUUUCCAUUUGGAGAACCACAGAAGACAGGAAGCACAAUUUUGGAUGUAUAUGUUCCAGUGUCCGAUGUCAUAGCAACUGCCAGCAACACAGACUUGGUGGAGUUCAACAGCUCCGUCCGUCUGUCCUGCUCCGCCUCUGGAUCCUCGCUCUCUUUCCUCUGGCUGAACGGCAGCUCUGAGGUUACAGGAAUUGACAGAGUUCAGCUCGCUGAUGGAGGCGCCAAUCUCACUAUAGUUCACGUGACCCGCUACGACAAAGGACCAUUUAAGUGUCAAGUGUCCAAUCCUGUCAGUAAUGGCACCAGUGAACCAAUAAACUUCAACAUCAGCUACGGUCCAGACAAUGUUAAUUUGCAAAAAUCUCCAUCACAAGACUACUAUGUGGAGGGGUCAAACAUCACCUUGACGUGCUUGGCUGUCUCCAGACCUCCUGCACAAUUUACGUUGCUUCUGAACGGAAGCCUGCAGUCUGACACUGGACCGCAGUUCAAUCUGACGACCAUUCAGGAGAGUGAGAGUGGAAACUACAGCUGUCAGGCCUUCAACAGCAAAACUCUGAGAUAUGAAUCAUCUUCACCUGCAGUCAUCUCUGUACUGACACGCGUUUCCAAUGUUGUGGUAACUUCAAACCCAUCAGAUUUGGUGGAGUUCAACAGCAGUGUUAGUCUGUCCUGCUCCGCCUCUGGAUCCUCGCUCUCUUUCCUCUGGCUGAACGGCAGCUCUGAGGUUACAGACAGUGACAGAGUUCAGCUCGCUGAUGGAGGCGCCAAUCUCACUAUAGUUAACGUGACCCGCUACGACCAGGGACCAUUCAGGUGCCAUGUGUUUAAUCCUGUCAGUAAUGGCACCAGUGAACCAGUAAAGCUCUCCGUCAGCUACGGCCCUGAAAAUAUUAAUUUGACAAUAUCUCCGUCACAAGAAUGCUGUGGCGAAGGGUCAGACGUCAGCCUGACGUGCUCGGCUGUCUCCAGACCUGCUGCCCAGUUUCAGUGGUUUCUGAAUGGAGACCUGCUGUCUGAUACUGGACCAGAACUCAGACUGAUGAACAUUCAGAUGAAUCACAGUGGUAACUACAGCUGUCAGGCCUUUAACAGCAAAACCCUGAGAUAUCAAACAUCACAGUCGUCAGUUGUCUCUGUACUGGAGAGAAUAUCAGGAGCUUCAAUCACGUCGUCAACAAAACUGCCGAUUGAGAGCAACUCAGUCAACUUAACCUGUGAUGCUGCUGGCUCUGUCUUAACCAGAAAGUGGAUGAAGGACGGCAAAGAUCUGAUCACGACUGACGAAAUAAUACUCUACGACAAUAACAGAGUGCUGUCUUUUAACAGCCUGAAUAAAUUAGACAGUGGAGAAUAUUCCUGUACACUCAGCAACCCCUUCAGCAACGAAAAAGCUAAAUACUUCAUGGAUGUGAUCUAUGGACCAGAAAAUGUUCAAAUCAAACAUCCAAGUGAAAUAUUUGUAAAUGAAAAUUUAACUUUAACCUGCUCUGCUGAGUCCACGCCGUCCGCGAUUUACACCUGGAAGGUGAACGGGACAGUGAAGAUACACAACUCUACUGUGUUCAGCAAACCCAACAUUCAGCUGUCAGACGGAGGCAUCUACACCUGUGAAGCGAUGAAUGAUAUAACCAAGAAGACAUCAUCUGCCGACUAUGAAUUGUCUGUAAAAGCCCUAUCAGAUAAAAAAUCAGGCUGUUCAGGUGGCUGCAUCGCAGGAAUAGUCAUCGCAGUUCUAGUCGUCCUUGCUGCCGCUGGCGGUGGAGGGUACUACUUUUAUCGUAAGAGGAAGAGGAUGAACACGACAACUGCUGAUAGAACAGGUGGUGAAGGCCAGGAGAACACAGCCUUCUCAGGAAGUCCGGUAAAGGAGCUGGACUAUGCAGAUAUCCAAUUUUUCCAGAACAAAGACGGUGGAAUCGUCCAGCUGGGAUCACAAAAUGAAACAUCAGAAUACGCCGAGGUCCGUGUGAACAACAGUGGUCAGGGACCGUCCUCACCUCCUACCUAUGAUGACCACCUGCAGCGACAAAAGAGUCUGGCUCCUCAGCCUGAUGCUGCCAGUGCAGAAGUUUAUUCUCAAGUUAGUAAGAAGUGAGUGCACAGGAUGUGGUAGAUCAUUUAUUUAGACUGACUUAGACUUAGAGGCCGGAAGCAGCUCACAUGCGGUUAGAGAAGUCUGCACUCCAAUCUCACUUUCCUUUUAUAGAGGACUAUUUUGGAUCUGAGUUUACUUAGUCAAAGCACUUUAGCAGUUAAUAAUCAACCAGUUUGUGACAGUUGUUGCCAUGAUUGUGAGGUCAGAUGGCACAAAGCUUUGUUUGUAUGUGCACAGUCAAUGCAAAGCGCACAUAAUAUAUGAAUGGAAAUUUUCGCUUGUUGCUUGCUUGUCCUUAAUGUUUGACACCGGUGUGGUGUUAUGUUUGACUCCUCGUGUGUACUGUAUGAUUCCAGUUGAGAUUCUAGUUUUUCACUCAUGGGUUCACUUUUUUAUUUAUUUUACAUCUUACAAAAUGAAAAAAAAUAUCAGUUAUUUAACUUUAGUUCAUUGAAAUUACAGUGGUGUUUGUCAGGGAUAAACCUUGAGCUUUUUCAUUUGUACAGUGAACUAUAAUGCCCUUGCGGUAAUGGAAAGAUUAUGUUAUCUGUUGGUCCAAAGGAACAGUUGAAAGAUCAGUACAGAUACACAUCUUUGUGCUUUAUUUCCACAGUGAUAAAGUUAAACAAUAAUUCAAAAUGCUUGCAUGAAAAAAUAAGCAGUAACAUGAGGUUUCUGUUCAGUCCAUUUUAAUCAAAGCGGAAACCAGAAGCCGGACUUGACUCUCAUGACGAGGACUCAAGUCACAAAUUUACUGACUUAAGACUCGACUCAAAAAUUUUUUAAAAAAGACUUGGCAAGACUCUUGACUUCACUUGGACUUGAGCUUUUUGACUUGAAAAUAUUUGAUACAUUACUCCAAAGCCAAAGAUUGAGAAUUAAGUUAUUUAAAAAGUUUGUCACAAAUCUGUUCAUUUACAACUGACAAGUAUAAGUAUAAUAAUUAAACCCUAAAAAAACGGAUGUCUGAUAUCAGAGUACUUAAUGACGGAUGUAUAGAUAUUUAUUACUCAUCCCCAGCAAGUUGAUACUUAUUUUCUCAGAUAAUUUGUUCAAGCCAAUCAAGCAGCAUCCAGGCAAGUUGAAGGAGAAAAUCGUGAACGUAUGUUACGUUAUUGAGCCCCAUUUGGGGGAAAAAUAGGAUACUUAAGACAAUUAGUACUGCAAUUAUGCUGUAUUCACCAAAAACGAAUUCUAGUGUGCAAAACACGCAGUUUUGAUAUUACAACUUUGUUAAACAUUUGAAGUUGCACACAGAAUGAGGGAAAGAAGUGAAGGGUGAUAUUAACAAAGUUAGUGAGCUAAUUUUGGUGCUAUGAGCUAAUUUAGGUACAAAGUAAAGUGCUACAUGUCAUAUAUAACAUUUACCGUAUGUCAGCGCUACUUUUUAUGAUAAUGUUAAGUCACUUGUCUUAAUAAAAAGACACACAUGUUUUUCAUGAAUUUAAUAUGAUUUCUCUGUUAUUAAAGUGGCAUUUUUGUGAAGAAGCAUUUAUAACUCGUAUAGGACUCGAAACUCAAAAUUGAGGACUUGAGACUUGACGUUGGACUUGUUAGUCUUGACUUGGGACUUGAGUGCAAAGACAUGAGACUUAUUUGUGGCUUUCCACAACAACUUUUUGCAGAAAUAUUUUAGCCAAAGAUAAAGAAUCCACGAGUGGUUGCGACAUGUCUACAGGUACAAUAAAUGCCCUCAAGUCUUAAAGUCCGUCCAACAGCCAUUAAGGAAACUUUGACCAGUUAAGUCAACAUUUACAACCUCUACUGGCAGUUAUCAUCAGAGUAAUUUAGGACACGUUUAUUGUUAAUAUCAACAAAAGUUGCUAUGUGAUAAAAUUAUAUGGUGCGCAUUCAGCAAGCAUAUCUCAGGCCUCGGGCCAACAGGGUAGUCCUUCAGAGUGAAACACUGCAGUUAAAUGGAAGCAAAUUUACUUUGCUGCAGUAAUAAAUUGCAGUGUGACUUCUGAAUUAAAUGAACACACUUUGAUGAAGACGUUUGUUACUUACGCUUUACAUCUUAAGGACUGUACCAUUAUUCUCAGGUGUUAAAUGCAUUAUGUUUGCACUGACACGGUGUUUCAUUUGUUAAUAUAUCAGAACACACUGUGUAGUGAGUAAGUUCACUCUGGGGUUAAUAAAGUAGAAAUAUUUGGAAGUAGUAUAAGGAGAUAUUAAAGUCAUGACUGAGAUUAUAUCCUGGGUGGUACCUCAGAUUGUUGUUUCUUAGCACCCUAUAAUAAUAAGUAAAUCCAAAGUCUUUGACAGUGCUAUGUGAGCAGUGAGAGUGAACCAGGACAGACAGCUGAACAAUGAGCUCAAACUUUCUACAAAAAUCAAAAGAGAGCUGCAGACUCAGGCAGUAAAUCUCUGUGGGGGCAACAACACUGCAUAUGCCCCCUUUCACAUUGUUUUCGAUUUUUAUUAAAUAGUUUGUCGGCACGGAAAUAUUGAUUAUAGCUGCUUUAAGUGGACAGAUGUAAAACAGUCAUUGUAAAUGUAUCAAAUACCACAUAUGGCAAAUGAUAAAUGUCUUCUGAGUUGUAAAUGUCAUUUUAAAGAGGGAGUUUUUACUUUAACACAGAAAGUAAUUUGUCUUCAACCAGAUCAAUUCUGUCAGACUGUAUACACAUUUUAGUUACUCCCUUUUUCUUAAAACAAUGAUUGUUUCAGAAGAAAUGAGAAGAAAGAAAAUGAGUCUCCUCAUCUGGGCUAAUGUGUGAAUGAGUGUGUGUCCCCUCCCCGCUGGUUACUUAUUAGUAAAGCUCAAACUUCCUGUGACUUAUUCGUAUGUGUAAUUUUGCUUGCGUCAUACAGAAGUAUUACAUUACACUCUUUAACUUUCCCACACCUUAAGCAUUAUGAAACUGAGUCCCUUUUUUUACAUUAAAAAUGUUAUUAAUGUACCCAUUAAUAUUGAUGAAAGUAAGGAAUUUUUUAAUAAUCAAAGGCUAAAUAAAGGAUUGUAAUAUAUUGUAUUUAAAUGGAUUAUAUGCACAGUUUAAGGGGUAAAAAUAACAACUUGAAAACUAUUCCCUAGUUUAUAAUGUAAAAAGGCCUUAAUUUUUUAUUUGAGCUACAAAUCAAGACGUGUUUUUCAUGUUUUUUGCCCAGUUUUUAAAAUUUAAACUAUGUUUAAAGGGGAUAGAAUCUAUAAUAAGUCAUGUACCCUUUAAUUUAAAGUUUUUUUUCCCUGUAUUUAAGGGCUUUUUGAAUUAAGAUGUUUCAAGGUUUUUUUUUACCUGGCCACUUAGACAACUCAAUCCAAUAUUAAGGGCUUUUGUGUGUUUUCAAGGAUAAAUUAAGUCGUAAUUCUUGUCAGUGAAUUGUGUUGGAUCAUUCAUUGCUGUACAGUAACCUCUGUCCUCUCUCAGCCUGAACGUAGCUUUCUGUUUAACUGCCUCACCAAAGUGAUCGUGUGAUUAAUGAUUGACCAAAGAAAGAAUGCCGUAAAGGGAACUCUCAGCUUGCAUUUGUAAUAUUUUGAUUUCUGAUUCAGAUGAAUAAAUUGUUUUUAUUUUUGACA